Messenger RNA from Lathyrus sativus (Indian pea), 1440 nucleotides. The record is from the annotation of a GenBank genome assembly. NCBI's taxonomy places the organism in Eukaryota, Viridiplantae, Streptophyta, Magnoliopsida, Fabales, Fabaceae.
AUGUCUCAAGAAAUUUGCAUUCUACCAUUUUUCGGACAAGGCCAUCUUUUACCAUGCUUCCAACUAUGUAACCAUUUAACUUCCUCAAACUUCCACGUCACUCUUCUCAUUUCCUCCACCCUUUCCACCUCCGUUCCCUCUUCUCUCCAUCAACACCCUCUCUUUCAAAUCACCCUAAUCCCAUCACCACCUCCUUCUCCGGAAUACCACCACGAGCUUGCUAAAGGCCUCCAAAAUAUCCUCUCUAACUACCAUCAUCCAAGCCUACCAGUUUGUGCAAUUGUCGAUGCCAUGAUGAGCUGGUCAAUCGAUGUCUUCAAAGAGUUUAAAAUUCCAACGGUGGCGUUCUUCACCUCCGGCGCAUGCUCCUCUGCUAUGGAACUUGCGGUAUGGAAAGCCCAGCCGUUAGACUUGAAACCCGGCGAAAUCCGUUUUCUCCCCGGUUUACCAGAUGAUAUGGCACUUAGCCACUCGGAUCUAAGACGCCGUCGUCACGUUCCUCCUCCUCCUCCUCAUCCGCAGCACGGCUUUCCUCCACCUUCACAGCACGGCUUUCUUCCGCCUCCCCCUGGAAAGAGGGGCCCACCUAAAGUUGGAGAACAGCCACCGUGGCUGAACGAGACUCAAAAAGCAACAGCGUUGUUGAUCAACACGUGUGAUGAUCUGGAGCGUCCAUUUAUCAACUACAUGGCAAACUACGUCGGAAAACCAGUGUGGGGUGUUGGACCGCUUUUGCCGGAGCAGUAUUGGAAAUCCUCCGGUUCAGUUCUCCACGACAGUGAUUUCCGGUCGAACCGGUUAUCCAGCGUGACCGAGAACGAAGUGAACCAGUGGUUAGAUUCAAAGCCUCGUGGAUCAGUUUUAUACGUGUCAUUCGGUUCUGAGGUGGGACCCACAGUAGAAGAAUACGCGGAACUGGCACAAGCAAUGGAGUCAUGUGAACAACCGUUUAUAUGGGUAAUCCAAUCCGGUUCAGGUAGACCGGGUCCAGGCAAACCGGAAGCAGAAGAAGGGUAUUUUCCUCAUGGAUUGGAUAAAAAAGUUGGGAAUAGAGGUUUGAUAAUACGCGGCUGGGCGCCACAGCUGUUGAUACUGAGUCACAAAUCAACGGGUGGAUUUUUAUCUCAUUGUGGAUGGAAUUCGACACUGGAGGCUAUUGGCCGUGGGAUUCCGAUGUUGGCAUGGCCUAUAAGGGGUGACCAACACCAUGAUGCUAAGUUGGUUGUGAGUCAUCUUAAGGUGGGUUACAUGGUUUCUGAGGAUCUAUCAAAAGAUGUGACCAAAGAUGAUAUAGUUAUGGGAAUAAAGAGGUUGAUGGAUGAUGGAGAAAUGAAGAAGAAUGCUGAAGUUCUUAGUGAGAAGUUUCGGAAUAGGUUUCCAAGAAGUUCGGCGGAUGCUUUAGAUGAUUUUAAGGAUUGUAUUAAUAGGAGAUUUGUUUAG